Messenger RNA from Aspergillus mulundensis, 2487 nucleotides. Its product is annotated as serine/threonine/tyrosine protein kinase MPS1. The transcript has a single exon. The record is from RefSeq and is a predicted model, not a curated record. NCBI's taxonomy places the organism in Eukaryota, Fungi, Ascomycota, Eurotiomycetes, Eurotiales, Aspergillaceae. Bases 1 to 2487 code for a protein of 828 amino acids. Gene Ontology annotation, biological process: mitotic spindle assembly checkpoint signaling; meiotic spindle assembly checkpoint signaling; chromosome segregation. Gene Ontology annotation, cellular component: kinetochore; spindle; nucleus. Gene Ontology annotation, molecular function: protein serine/threonine kinase activity; ATP binding; protein serine/threonine/tyrosine kinase activity.
AUGGCGUCCCCGAAUUCUCUCUCCACCGCCCAUGCGACAGCUCUGCAUCAACAACAGUACCGACAGAUGUCCCGCGCCUCCGUCUCUCGCUCCGGGUCCAGGCGCUCCUCACCUGAAAUCCAUCACCCCGUUGCUCUCCGGAGCAGCGCUGCAUUGAUAUCCAAGCAGUAUUCCGCCGGCGACAGCUCCGAUGACGAAGUGCCGGAACCGAAAUUCAGCGCGUCUGUCAAAGCGCUUCUUGACGAGGACGAUGGGAAGUCUUCGCCCCGCCUACGAAACAGGGGCCUAAACGAAUAUCGAUCCAAUAUGCGCGUGGGAUCGGCUUCGUCAAGCAAUGAAAGGCGCUCCCGUACCACCUCACCGCUUGAUCAAUCGAACGGAAGCCCGGCUCCGCGGGUUGUCCGCUUAGGAUCUGUUCUAGGAAGCGGCUCGAGGUCACGAAGAGAAGGAUCACACUUAUCUAGUGGUGAGAAUGCGGAGGUGGAAGCGGAGCCAAAACAGUACUCGGCUGAUUUCAUCACACCGGGCCCUCGGACGCGCAGUGUUCGGAUCAAUGCGUCGCGUAGUCACACCCGAUCUCCUGCGUCCGGAUCACCGUCCGAGAGGCGAUCUGCCAGUCAAAGCCCUCUGCACGAGCAAUCAAGCGCUGAUCGCGCUGAAGAUGAGGGAAGAUCUAGAUACGAUGACUACGUCCCAGGCAUUGGAGCGUCCUCUGUGCUUCGUUCUCGCAACCCCGAAGACAUUGGUGUUCAGAGCUCCCUGCGAGUUAAAAGGGUCGGCAGGCUGACGGGAACAUUCCUCAAUGGCCCUGCGAGACGUGGUGUGCUGCGACGUCAGAGUGAGGAGAACCAGUCUCCCAGUUAUCUCUCCGACUCCAAGGAAGCAGAAGGCGGCGACAACAAUGAAUAUAAAUAUAAAAGCAGCGUACGAGCAUCAUCCCCCAAAGUUUCAUGGGCAGAACCCGAACCACCACAGAAGAGCACAGACUCCCGGCGCAUCUCGUCCGGUGACGGGCCAUUUUCAGGAUCCUCCUCGCCUAGAACAUAUGCCUCACACUCCAAAUCAACCCCAGGAUCAUCAUCUGAUGCGUCCUCAAAACCUUCAGGCUCGAAAGAGCCCAUCUUCAAAGUACCCCCUCCCCCGACAUUGCCAUCUGCCCGUGACCAAGAGAAUGAACCUCCACCGACGUUUAAGCGAACCAAGCCACAGGGAUUCAAUUUUCUGGACAAGCCAGAGAAGCUCUCGGUGGUCUACGGCGAUGAGAAGAAGGAUCAGGAGCUUCCAGCAGGCACUACCCCAAGGAAGAUUCUGUCUAACCGAAGCAACAACACUCCCCACAGACCGGCGCCUCCUCCUCCGAAGAUGUCCGUACUGGAAACUGCCACGGCAACUGGCGGCGCGGCCACCGCUUCUCAGUCGCGCAAGAAACGUAGCCAGGUCUCUAUCAACCACAAGCCGUUCACCCGCUUGGAUUGCAUUGGCCGUGGUGGUAGCUCGCGAGUCUACCGAGUGAUGGCGGAGAACUAUAAGAUCUUUGCUCUGAAGCGAGUAAACCUGGAGGAUGUUGAUCCGACCACCUUGGCUGGCUACAAAGGAGAAAUUGAUCUUCUCAAGAAGCUGGAAAACAUCGAUCGUGUCGUGCGGUUGUUUGACUGGGAAUUGAAUUCGGAUAAGCACACUCUCAGCGUGCUCAUGGAAAUUGGAGAGUCGGACCUGGAGAAGGUUCUGACGUAUAAGCUGAAUGCAGAGGAUGCCACCCUGGACAUCAACUUUACGCGUUUCUACUGGAAGGAGAUGCUGGAGUGUGUCCAGGCGGUUCACGAGCACAACAUUGUUCAUUCCGACUUGAAACCCGCGAACUUCCUUCUUGUCCAGGGAAGACUGAAACUGAUCGACUUCGGAAUUGCCAACGCUAUCCAAGACAACACUGUCAAUGUACACCGUGAGCAGCAGGUCGGAACACCGAACUACAUGUCUCCUGAGGCACUGGUCGACUCAAAUGCCUCUCUGGGGUUACCAGCAAGUGUUGGAAAAGUGAUGAAGCUCGGCAAGCCGAGUGAUGUAUGGAGUCUGGGUUGUAUCCUGUACAAGAUGGUCUACGGGCAUCCUCCGUUUGCGAAGAUUGCGAAAUACUACGAGCGCAUCAUGGCAAUUCCGAAUCCUAAAGUGAAGAUCGACUUCCCAGCUUUUGGUGUUGGCGGCAUCCAGGUUCCACCAGGUCUUAUUCGGACUCUGAAAGGAUGUCUGCAGCGUGAUCAGACACUACGACCAACCAUCAGCGACCUUUUGGGUCAACGGGACCCAUUCCUGUAUCCCGACGCGCAGCUCGAGGGCGCCGUUCCCAUCACUCAGGACGUCUUGGGCAGAAUUCUGGUCAACGUCGUUAACCACUGCCGAGUCCGCGGCGUGCCCAACGACGAAGAACUCGCUGCCUGGCCAGCGGGCUUUUUUGCAAAGAUCAAAGCAGCUUUGGAAGAGAAUCCAUAA